Xiphias gladius (swordfish) is the source of this 1681-nucleotide messenger RNA. It is a transcript of the gene chmp2a, whose product is annotated as charged multivesicular body protein 2A. Bases 158 to 820 code for a protein of 220 amino acids. NCBI's taxonomy places the organism in Eukaryota, Metazoa, Chordata, Actinopteri, Istiophoriformes, Xiphiidae. Gene Ontology annotation, biological process: endosome transport via multivesicular body sorting pathway; protein transport; late endosome to vacuole transport. The transcript has 6 exons. The record is from RefSeq and is a predicted model, not a curated record. Gene Ontology annotation, cellular component: ESCRT III complex; multivesicular body.
CGUCAUUUCCCGGAUGUGGAACUAUCGCAACACGGAAGAGGAGGAAAGAAAACAAAUAAUCGUUUAAAUUUGUGCCGAGUUUAAGUCGGAGAAGACGCCCUGAGACCCCCUUUUACCUUCUGGAUUAAAGCCCUUUCAACGACGAGCCUCUUACACGAUGGAGUUCCUGUUUGGGAGGAGAAAGACUCCGGAGGAGAUGCUGAGGCAGAAUCAGAGGGCGCUCAACCGAGCCAUGAGAGAACUGGACCGAGAGCGAAUGAAACUGGAGCAACAGGAGAAGAAGAUCAUCGCUGACAUAAAGAAAAUGGCCAAACAGGGACAAAUGGACGCCGUCAAGAUCAUGGCCAAGGAUUUGGUUCGCACAAGGCGCUACGUCAAGAAGUUCAUCAUGAUGAAAGCAAAUAUCCAGGCCGUCAGUCUAAAGAUACAGACGCUCAAGUCCAACAACAGCAUGGCUCAGGCUAUGAAAGGCGUCACCAAAGCCAUGGCCACCAUGAACAGACAGCUGAAACUGCCCCAGAUUCAGAAGAUCAUGAUGGAGUUUGAACGACAGAGUGAAAUCAUGGACAUGAAAGAGGAGAUGAUGAAUGACGCCAUUGACGAUGCCAUGGGUGAUGAGGACGAUGAGGAGGAGAGCGACGCCAUUGUGUCCCAGGUGCUGGACGAGCUGGGCCUGAAUCUGUCCGAUGAACUGUCAAACCUUCCCACCCCUGGAGGAAACCUGUCGGUGGCUGGAGGAAAGAAGGCCGAGCCCCAGGCCGCCCUGGCAGACGCAGACGCCGACCUGGAGGAGCGGCUGAACAACCUCCGGAGAGACUGAACGCGCACCAACUGACAGACGGGGUUUGCCAACGCAGAUACAAACAUACUCGAGUCUCUGUGUCUAGAUUCUUUCGAAGGUGUAACCGGCAGAAUGCUGGCUGUUUCAAGCAAACGGUCUGUGUUACAAAGGUGUCUGGUUUUCUGUUUGAGGUGUUUUCACUUUAUGCGUGUAUCAUCUGUUUUAUCAAGGAAAAAAAAAGAAAAAAAAAACCCGCCGAGGGUCGAUAUCCUCAGUAGGUCUGGAAAACUCAUGUCUCAUUUAAGACAUUGCCAAAUGACACACACUCUCUGAGAGUGAAAAUUGAUUUCACAGUCUGUGUAAAUACUAACUCCUAAAAGGCAUGAUGUUUUCACAAAUUAAAUGAACACUAACUACAAAAUGUUUAAAGGAACCCAGAUGAAAGUUGGUAAUAUUACAGAAGUGGUCAUUUUAUAUGGGCAACAUAUAGAAAUUCAGCACUUUUUGUACAUCAGGCUGGUUUGGUGUUCUUUGUAUUAUCAUCAUCAUCAUAUAAAUAUAUAGUUUCAGCCCUGAUUCAAGCUUUGGGUUAUGUUCAUUUGUGGGAGUUGAUAGACGUCAGGGUCUAGCUGAAGAUUGUGUAUAAAAAGUGUAUUAGCCCAAAAUCUUUUCUGUCUAAAUUCACUAAUAGGAUGGUUUAUUUCCCAAAAAUAUAUAAACGAUAAAAGACAAAGAGCAGAAGUGGGUUGAGCUGAAUCUUCCCCAGUGGAAAGGCUCCUUGUCAGUGGUGUUGAGAUCAGCAGGAUUUUCACCAAAAUGUUAAUAAGGAGUCAGUGGUGUUUCUUUUUUUUUUUCAGAAACUGUCCUGUUUGUUUGUUUGUUUGCUGUUUUUUUUUUGCU